UUUCAACAUCUUAAUAAAUCCAAUUCAACCUUAUCUAUAGUUUCAGAGAAGACAGUGACUAAACCACCACACAAUCUCGUUACUUAUCACCUGAAAAGACACAAAAGCAUCCGAAAGCCCCGGACUCCCUUCACCACACAGCAGCUGCUGACACUAGAGAGGAAGUUCCGAACAAAACAGUACCUAUCCAUUGCUGAGCGAGCCGAGUUCUCCAGCUCCUUAAGCCUAACGGAGACGCAAGUUAAGAUCUGGUUCCAAAACAGAAGAGCGAAGGAAAAACGACUGAAGGAAGCCGAGCUGGAGAAGCUUCGAAUGUCAGUUAAGCCGUUGCUUCCUUCAACUAUUUCCUUAGGUUUCCAUACAGCAACUUCUUCUCUGUUAACUCCUUUCCAUUUCCAUGCUGAACCCUACAGGAGGUUACCACCCUUGUCUCUUCCCAUUCAGAUGGGUGCAAUGUACACUAUACCCAACCAACAGCUAGCAGAGCUUACAGUAUGCUCUAGGUAACGUAAUAUAUCUUGAUAUAGAUAUAUUAGAAGAUGACCAGAGAUCAGAAUGUCUGCCAGGUAAAUUUUACAGAUGUGACUUUAAACAUACAAGUGGUUAGAUAAGAAUUAUCUUCAUUUUUUUUUCAUGAGUGACAAAUAAAAAAUCCUCAGGAGAUAGAUUGGGAUCCAUUCAUCUUACUCAUUUUAUCUGGAUAAAAUGAUUAUUGAAACGUU
Molecule: messenger RNA, 722 nt
Organism: Limulus polyphemus (Atlantic horseshoe crab)
Lineage: Eukaryota; Metazoa; Arthropoda; Merostomata; Xiphosura; Limulidae
Product: homeobox protein MSX-2-like
Exons: 3
Biological process (GO): regulation of transcription by RNA polymerase II; embryonic morphogenesis
Cellular component (GO): nucleus
Molecular function (GO): RNA polymerase II transcription regulatory region sequence-specific DNA binding; DNA-binding transcription factor activity, RNA polymerase II-specific
Source: RefSeq, a predicted model, not a curated record